UGUCAUGUUGGUACCUGAUAGCGUUUACACCCCAGAGCUCCUCAGAGAGAAACCUCUGGAUAAAUCUGAAGAUUUCAUACAGCAGUGCCGAGAAGAAGGGUUCUAUAUUGACCCAAGAACAUCUUCCCAGUUCUGCAGAGACUCGGCCCGCUCUCUUGUAGCAGCAUAUAACGAUGGUGCUCUGCCGUGCGACUGUGACACAUCUGGCUCUACAGGAAGCGUCUGUGAUGCAGUUGGAGGACAGUGUCCCUGCAGGCCGCAUGUGAUUGGGCGGCAGUGCACAAAGUGUGCCACUGGAUACUUCGGAUUUCCCUACUGCAGAUCGUGUGAUUGUGGCCGCCGACUAUGCGACGAAGUGACAGGACGUUGCAUCUGCCCUCCUCAGACAGUCAGACCGGCCUGCGAUGUGUGUCAGAAUCAGACUUUCAGCUUCCACCCUUUGCUGGGCUGUGAGAAUUGUGAAUGCUCCCCAAGCGGCAUCGCUGCAAAUGCAGGGGCUCAGUGUGACCGCAAUACUGGUCAGUGCAGUUGUAAGCCGAGGAUUGGAGGCCGGAAGUGUGAUCGCUGUGCUCCAGGUUAUUAUCGCUUCCCUGACUGUGUGCCCUGUGACUGUAAUCAAGGUGGAGUUACAUCUAAUGUGUGUGACCCAGACACAGGAAGGUGUCUCUGCAAGAGAAAUGUUGCUGGGGUCAGGUGUGAUACUUGUCGGGAAAGGUCCUUCUAUUUUGACCCCUCAAACCCUCUCGGCUGUACCAGCUGCUUCUGCUUUGGAGUCACUGACCAGUGUCAGAGCUCCAGCAAACGCAGGGGGAAGUUUGUUGAUAUGCAGGGCUGGCGUUUGGAAAGUACCGACAGAGAGGAGGUUACAUCUGUGUUGAACAAAGCCAGUAACACGGUGGUGGCAGAUAUCCAGGAACUUUCUCCCGCAGUUCAAACAUUACACUGGGUGGCACCACCGUCCUAUCUGGGAAACAGGGUUUCAUCUUACGGUGGUUCCCUGACUUACCAGUCCAAAUCAUUCGGGAUUCCCAGUGAGGGGAUGACUCCGAUUGGCAAAAGACCUGAUGUUGUCCUAACUGGUCAUAACAUGACUCUGAUCCACACAUCUCCACAAGCUCCACUUCCAGACAGGCUCUAUCAAGGCAGAGUACAGAUGUUGGAGGGGAACUGGCGACAUGCUUUCAACAACAGGCCUGUCUCCAGAGAGGAACUGAUGAUGGUCUUGGCUGGUCUGGUGGGCCUUAGGAUCCGAGCCUUGUACUUCACCCAGAGCCAGAGACUCAGCUUGGGUGAGGUGGGCCUAGAAGGGGCCACAACCUCAGGGACUGGAGGUCCUAGUAACUUAGUGGAGAAAUGUUCCUGCCCCUCUCAGUAUACUGGUGACUCCUGUGAGAAAUGUCAGCCUGGUUACUACAGAGAUGGCAGCAGUCCUUUCCAGGGCCUCUGUGUUCCCUGUGAGUGCAACGGUCUCUCCGAUGAGUGUGAAGACAGGACAGGGCGGUGCCUGAACUGUCGGUACAACACAGCUGGGGAUCGAUGUGAGCGCUGCAAAGAAGGUUACUAUGGAGACGCAGCUCUCAGGACGUGCAGAGCGUGCCCAUGCCCAUUCACCACUAGCACAACGAAUUUUGCGGUAGGUUGCAGAGAGGUGUAUGGAAACAUCGAGUGUAUAUGCAGAACAGGCUACGCUGGUAGCAGGUGUGAGAGGUGUGCUCCUGGUUACUAUGGCGAUCCACUGAUCCUAAGAGGAAGUUGUCGCCCCUGUAACUGUGCUGGCAAUGGCAACAGCUGUGAUCCCAGAACUGGAGUUUGCAAGAAUGCGCUGGAGCCAGGAGACACAACCACAGAUGAACAAUGCCAAGAGUGUGAUAAUUGCGCCCAGACUUUAUUACAUGAUUUAGAGGAGCUAGAUAAUGACCUGGUAAAGAUCAAGGCUGAGCUGGGCAAUGCCACUGCCAGCGCCUCCUCUCAGGACAGGCUGAAAAAGCUGGAGAAGGCUAUGGCAGACACCAAGGUUCUUGUUAGCAAAUUCCACUCUGACAUCAAGACAGAAAAACUCAAAGUUGACCAGCUGGAAAAUGACAUGGACACUCUUGAAGAUGACAUUCGUUCCCUCAAAGACAAGGCUGACCAGAGGGCUUCUGAGGCUGACAAUGCAGUCAGAGAUGCUGACAAAACCCACAAGAGAGCCGAGGAUUUGAAGUCAAAGAUCGAGCAGAUAAAAGAUCUACUGAAACAACUUGAGAAUCAGGAUCAGAGGGGUGAUGUGCCUGCUAAAAACUUUCAGCUUUAUGAAAAAGCUAAGACAAUGGUGAAAGAGAUGGAAGACAAGAAUUUCACUCCUGAGUUGACCGCUGCAAAGAAAGAAAGCAAUGAAGCCAAGAAAUUGCUGGACUACAUCAAAAAUAAUGUAAGUAAGCAGUGUGAUGAAAAUGAGGCUGCAGCGGAUCAGAUUCGAGGUCUUCUGGAGGGUUACGAAGCCAAGCUGAAAGAGCUGGACAAGGCCUUGAAAGAUGCAGCGGACUUAGUGAAAAAUGCCAAUGCCCAGAAUGGCCUUAAUGCUAAUACUCUAGGAGAUCUGCAGAAACGCACCGAAGACUUAAAAAAUGAGCGGAAGAUAGUCGAGGACCAGAUGACCUUGGCCAAGAAUGAGCUACAGAAAACAGAAGAUUUGGUGAAAAUGCUCUUAGACAAUAAAACGGAGUAUGAGCAGCUGGCAGCACAACUGGAUGGCGCCAAGACGGAUUUGACCAAGAAAGUAAAUGAAAUUUCUAAGGCUGCGGCCAAGAAGGACAUCGUGGAGGCUGCCGAAAACCAUGCUAAAAACCUAGAAAAGAUUGCAAAGGAUAUUGAGGAUGCCGUGAAGAAUGCAAGCGGACGAACUGAGGUGCGCAAUGCGAAAGAUGCUAUUGAGGCCUACAAGAAUAUCAUAGAUGCCAUAAAUGCAGCCGAGGCAGCUGCUAAGGAAGCCAAGGUUGCUGCAGACAGCACCUUAAAUAAUGUAACAAACCAGAACCUCACAGAAAAGGCAAAAAAGCUGAAGAGUCAUAGUAAAGACCUACUGACUCAGGCAGAGCAAGCAGAGAAAGUCCUUAAUGACACUGCUGACAACAUCACUGACCUGAAUAAGCGCAUUAAUGAUGCCAAGAAGAAGAAGAAAGCUCUUGAGAAAGACCUUCUUGAUGCACAGGGACAGUUAAAAGACAUCACGAGAGAUGACAUUGCAGCUAAGAUAAAUGAGGCCAAGCAAAAGGCAGCUUCAGCCAAUCAAACAGCCAGUGACACAAUGGACAAACUCAACAAAAUGAGAAACGAACUUAAUAAGAUCAAUGUCUCUCCCGGGGGCUCUAACCUAAACGGUAUAUUGGACGAUGUCAGCCAGACAGUGAAUAAUUUGCUAAACACCAUCCCAUCUCUGACCAAUAAGAUCUCAACAGUAGAGAACCUGACCUCACAGGUUUCACCCAUUAACAUCAUAUCUGAAAACAUCAAAAUGCUCAAAGAUCUAAUUGAACAAGCCAGGGACGCAGCUAACAAGGUUACAGUCCCUAUGAACUUCAAAGGUAAAGGUCAUGUGGAGCUUCAUCCACCAAAGAAUCUGGAUGAUCUGAAAGCCUACACAGCCAUAUCUCUGAUGCUACAUAGACCUUCAGGGCGGGGAGAUGGAAAACGCAGACGCAGGCAGGCCACAGAAGAUGACAUGUUUGUGUUAUACCUUGGCAACAGAGAUUCUACAAAGAACUACAUAGGUAUGUUUUUGAGGAACAAUGAGUUGUAUGGCGUGUACAAGCUCAAUGGAGAUAAGUACGAGAUAAAAACGGCAGCCAUCACUAGGUCUGAACCUGAGUCUGCAACAUUUGAUAGGGUGGACCUGCGCAGAAUUUACCAGGAUGCAGAAAUGAUCCUUACCAAAGAUAUAACCUCAAACACAGACUCCAUACCAAUUAAGGAAGCCAAUCAAGGACAAAAUUCCAAGGAUCUCCUGGAUCUCAGUCCCGAUGACAUUGUUUUCUAUGUUGGAGGCUACCCAGCCAACUUCACUCCUCCAGAUUCCCUCAGAUACCCCAAUUACAAAGGCUGCAUUGAAUUUUUCUCUCUUAAUGACAGAGCUGUCAGUCUCUAUAAUUUCAAAAGAAAAGACAAGAUUAAUGAGGAUACUCCAUGCCAGAGGUAUGUUAAACCUGUUAAGUCAGACUACUACGAAGGCACCGGAUUUGGCCGAGUGCUGGUGGAUAAUAUACCGAACACCUUUAGCAUCACUAUGUCCGUUAAUACCCGCUCACAAAAUGGCCUACUCUCAUAUAUAGGAAGUGAGGACCAGUACCUCUAUGUCACCAUGGAGGAGGGAGUCAUUUUUAUACAUAGUUCUUUCUUUGAGACACCAGCUUCUAAUAAUCAGAAGGUUUUCCUGACAGAAGACUGGGUUGAUAUACAAGUCUAUGUGACAAAGAAACAGCUCAUGGUGCGUGUGGGCGGUAAUGAAGCUGCUAAAGCCGAAGCUGAUUUUGACAUACAAAACAUUAAAGAUGUCUAUAUUGGUGGUGCACCUCAACACUUGAGGGAACGGUAUAAGAUCACCAUGCAGCCAUUUAGAGGAUGCUUGAAAAAUCUGAAGCUGAAUAAAGGCAUUAAGCCUUUUAAAGAAAAAAUGGGCAUCAUUAAAGGCUGUCCUGUGGAAUCGCUGAGUGUACGUAAAGCAGAGUUCACUUUAGGAAGCAGUCUCUCGGAUAACCUUGAAGGCUUUACUCUGGAUAACAACAUGACCAUUUCCCUUGGAUUUAAGAGCACAGAGAAUAAGGGUCUUAUUUUGCGAAACAAACAGCAGGCUAAUGGGAUUGACCUUGGAAUGGAAAACGGCUACGUGAUUGUCUAUUUCAACGACAAGAUGUGGAAAUCUACCAAACAGUACAAUGACGGGCGCUGGCAUUACGUGACUGUGAUGAUAAGAAGCGGAGGGAUCCGGAUGGUUAUUGAUGAUGAGGAUGAAGGGCAGGAGGAGAGCAGUGGCCGCUCCAUACCUGACACAAGUGGCUCUCUCGUCCUGGGAAAUGAGAAUUUCAAAGGCUGCAUUUCCAACCUCUACACAAGACGGAAAGACAGUCUGUACAAGGCUGAGGACCUCAGCAGAUUCAAGCCUGACGGAAAGGUUUUCGUGGAUGUGUGUUCUCCCUUGACUCCCGUUCAACUGAUGCUGGACCGUAACUCUAAGAAGGAUGAUGUGAAACCUGUGAGCAAUGAGAGUGUGUCAGCAUGUGCGUUACCAGCCAUGGAUCAACAUGCUUAUCGCCUUGGAGGGACUGUUAGCAGACUAAGCUACAGCCUUCCUCUACAGGUCCUGCAACCCAGACCGCAUUUCUCUCUUGAAGUCAGGACUCGAUCGCAUGAAGGCAUGCUGUUCUUUGCUGCAACCAGAGGAGGGCAAUCUCAUCUUGCUUUAUACAUGUCGAAGGGCAGGAUCAGGCUUUCUGUGGGCAAACAGAAGAUCUUCAACCGAGAAAAGUACAAUGAUGGAAAGUGGCACACGGUAAUGUUCAGUUUGGAAAAGAAGAAAUUCCGGCUGGUUGUAGACGGAAUAAGAGCUCAGGAUGGGCAGCUGACUAAUGCAGAGUUGUCGUCCAUGAAGCAGCAAUUCCUGUCCCCUGUCUACUUGGGCAGUACCCCACAUUCCCUUCACAAAGAGUUAAAGUCGAAGGGCCUUCCGAAGCACAGUGUGUCUGGCUGCGUACGCAAUUUUAAGAUGAAUGGAGCGCAAAUGUCAAAUCCAACCGCGAAUCAUGGUUCUGGCCCUUGCUUUGAGGGACAGACACAAAGAGGCGCUUACUUCUCAGGGAAUGGAGCACACGUCGUUGUCAACGAUUCCUUUGUUGUGGGCUCCAGCUUUGAGCUGCUGUUUAACAUUCGUCCACGGAGUCUGACGGGACUCCUGCUUCAUGUAGGUGUGUACAGCAAGACUCCAAAUGGACUGCCGAUGGGUCACUAUCUCAUUAUCUAUAUGCUCGGAGGAGAGGUGGUUGCACGAGUAAACAAUGGAAAUGGAGAAUUCAUGGUGUCAGUGAAGCCAAAAGCUUCUUUAUGUGAUGGAGUAUUCCAUAAAAUUUCAGUAAUCAAGAGGAAGAAUGUUGUGCAAUUGUAUGUGGACACACUGGACAACUACAAGAUUGGACCACCAUUUUCCAAUAUACCUUUGACCAAAGACCCACUGUAUGUGGGUGGCAUUCCUGCGAUCUUAAUGCAGCAGAGGCUUCCUGUCACAUCCUCCUUUGUUGGAUGCAUCCAGGACAUGGGGAUCAACGGUGAACUGGUGUCCUUCGAAAGGCCGUCAAGCGUGUUUGGUCCAGUCAACCUCAAGGAGUGUCCAGGCUGAACAUAAAGAUCUCCUCAAACCAUCAGUAAACAAACCCUGGGACCAUGUCCACCACCAGCUAUGUGCAAUCUGUUACUAUGACAGAGAAUGUGUUUGCAUGUAAGAGUGUGUGUGUAAGACGAUUGUGUUUCAGCGUGAGUGUGUUGGGAUGAAUGUACGUGAAAAAUAAAUAUAUGAGCAGCAGCUUACAGGUUCAUAAUGUUUGCUGUUAAGUUAAACAUGUCUAUAUUUAUUUAGUGUAAAGUCGUGUAUUGCCUCACAAAUUACAAAUGCGUAUUUUGACGGCUGCAAUAAACUCUACUUUGUUGGUCUAGUCAGUCUCUACUGACUAUCAAAUGCUACUGAAUAUGCUUGUAAGUGGUCAGUGCUGCGUUAAAGUCAGCCCAGCACUUUCAGAAAACAAGUAUUGCCUUUGGUGCUGCGAAAGAGAUCAAGAUUAUUAACUGAUGUACUUUUGGUUUGCUUGUUGGACUCAAUAGCUUAUACUAAGAAAAAUGAUGUUUACACCCAUGAUUCUCAAUUCAGUGACAUUUCAGGGGUUGCUAAGCUAUUCUGUAUUCAUAUCCACAUGCCAGCAUGCAGAAUUCUGCAUUUUAACUGGCUUAAGAGACAUGGACUCUUUGCACAUGUUUUCAAACCACAUGUUUUUCGCCCCCAGUGUUGUAUUACUGUUCUGAUGUGAUUUUCCAUUUUGCAUUCCCUUUGCAUGAGAAUAUGGAUGUAUAUCUUACAGUAGUUACACCAGAUAACAGCAUGUACUAAAUUUUGUUUCUAUCAGUUAAAUAACCAAUAUACCUAGAUGCCAUUAGAAUAAGUUUGGUCAGUCGUGUUUGGGACCAUUGCAAAAGUAAUAACAGAAAAAGUAUUUUUAGGUACUUAUAUUCACAAAAAAGGUGUUUACUUUUCUAAAUUGUGCAUUUAUGCCAGACUUUAAAUAACAUUAUAUCUCAAUAUGAUGUAAAAUUCAUAUUAAAUUGGACACACUGUACAUGCAUUCCUGUCUUGUGGCAACUGAUUUGUAAGCCAUUAUGUAAUCUGUCUGAUUAAUAUUCUUUAUGAAUUCCUGUCAGUGCCAUAAAUAAAUAAUGGACUUUUGAUCAAGGAA
Messenger RNA from Neolamprologus brichardi, 7469 nucleotides. NCBI's taxonomy places the organism in Eukaryota, Metazoa, Chordata, Actinopteri, Cichliformes, Cichlidae. The record is from RefSeq and is a predicted model, not a curated record.